CUAUUUUAAAGGAAUGAAGGGAACUUCAUUUGACUAUUGUCUUUACUUAUGAAAUGAUGGUGGGGAUUGUAGCGUAUGAAGUCGACAAACACAUUCUACCUUGUUUGUUUACCGGAAGAAAAGAUUGCACCGGAAGUCUUCAUUUUUGACAUCGGGAUCGAGUGCACUCAACAGAUUAUUGACUUUAUUCAGUUAAUUUUUGGUCUUUUCCCUAUCAUGGGUACCCUAAUAGAAUCAUACGAGCAACAAUACUCAAGUUUAACAGCUGAAAUAACCUUUAACAUUGGAAGAAUCUCUAAUACUCAUGGAGCUGAAAGACAGCAGCAUAUUCGACAGGCUGAUAAGUUAUUUGAUGAAGCAACAGAAUUGCUUGAGCAGAUGGAGCUGGAGGUGAAAGACCUUCCCAUCAAAGACAGACAAAAGUACAACACACGGGUCAAAAGCUACAAGGCCGAACUCUCCAAACUUCAGAAAGACAAUAAACGAGCCAAACUUGGUAUAGACAGCAGCAGAGAUGAACUCCUGGGCGAUGAUACACAUGAUUCAGAGGACCAGAGACAGAGACUAUUAGACAACACAGAAUCAUUAGAAAGGACCUCCAGACGGCUAGACCAUGGAUAUAAAAUCACACUAGAAACAGAACAAUUGGGUGCACAAAUUAUGGAGGAUCUUCAUAGUCAACGACAGACCAUCAGCCGGUCUCGACAACGGAUGGAAGAAAUGGAUACAAACCUUGGUAAAAGUUCCAGAGUGCUGUCUGGCAUGAUGAGGAGAAUUAUACAGAACAGACUGUUGCUCUUGGUGAUCUGUGCCAUUUUGCUGAUUGUGAUUAUUCUGGCCGUGUAUUUCAUUGUCAAGAAGAAGUCAUGACCGAAGCUUCUGCUAGAGGACACUGGGGUCAUUAGUGCAAUCUCCUUGUUUCUAUCAAACUUUCAACACACAUUGUUGUGAAUUGUUUUAUUUCGUUCAGAUUUUUAUGUCAGUAUUGUUCACGUCCUUGGCUAAGGAUGACAUAGAAAUAUGUAAGGUUAUGAAUCAGAGAGAGGGUCUA
Molecule: messenger RNA, 1051 nt
Organism: Magallana angulata
Lineage: Eukaryota; Metazoa; Mollusca; Bivalvia; Ostreida; Ostreidae
Product: vesicle transport through interaction with t-SNAREs homolog 1A-like
Exons: 8
Coding region: 76-870 (264 amino acids)
Biological process (GO): intra-Golgi vesicle-mediated transport; Golgi to vacuole transport; retrograde transport, endosome to Golgi
Cellular component (GO): Golgi apparatus; SNARE complex; late endosome membrane
Molecular function (GO): SNAP receptor activity; SNARE binding
Source: RefSeq, a predicted model, not a curated record